Strigops habroptila (Kakapo) is the source of this 2655-nucleotide messenger RNA. RefSeq names its product junction-mediating and -regulatory protein-like. Gene Ontology annotation, biological process: intrinsic apoptotic signaling pathway by p53 class mediator; 'de novo' actin filament nucleation; Arp2/3 complex-mediated actin nucleation. The record is from RefSeq and is a predicted model, not a curated record. NCBI's taxonomy places the organism in Eukaryota, Metazoa, Chordata, Aves, Psittaciformes, Psittacidae. Gene Ontology annotation, cellular component: cytoplasm; nucleus. Gene Ontology annotation, molecular function: transcription coactivator activity; Arp2/3 complex binding; actin binding.
AUGUCUGACUUCGCUCUGGAGGAAACGCUGGAGGCCGACUGGGUGGCCGUGAGACCUCACGCCUUCCAGGAGCGGGAGAAGCAAAAAUUCGUCUUCAUCAUGGCCUGGAAUGAGAUUGAGGGCAAGUUUGCUAUCGCUUGCCACAACCGCAAGGCACAGUGGCCCCGCAGCUCGGAGGACAGAGCCGCCCCCAAGGCCGGCAUCCCUAUGCUGAGCAGCGGCCCGGGCUCCGGCCUGGCACGCGGCUCCUCACAUUUCCGUGCCGAGGUGGGGCUGCGGGGCUCUGAGCGGGGUGCGAUAGCCGAGGCGCUGUCGCAGAGCCCACUGCGCGCCAAGAGCAGCCCAGCCUGAAGGCCGUUGCGGGGUCCGGAGGUGGCAGGUGUCGCUGAAGAAAAGAUAGAAGUGCUGGGGAAGGAGGAGAAGGUUGCCUCGUCGCUGCCGCCCUCGCCGCUGCAUGCAGCCGAGUCGGCCGCUCCCGACGCAGAGCCCGUGGGGGAGGAGUGCAGCUGGGCCGGCCUCUUCUCCUUCCAAGACUUGCGGGCUGUCCACCAGCAGCUGUGCUUGGUGAACUCGGAGCUGGAACCUUACCUACCUGCCUUCCCCGAGGAGUCUUCGGGCGUGUGGAUGGUGCUCUUCAGCGCUCCGGAGCUAUCCGAGCAGGAGAUGGACGCUCUCUGCUACAAACUGCAAGUUUACUUGCUCCAUAGCUUGGAUAUCUGUGGCUGGAAGAUUCUUUCACAGGUGCUCUUCACUGAGACUGACGACCCCGAAGAGUAUUACGAGAGCCUAAGUGAGCUGCGACGAAAGGGGUACGAGGAGGUGCUGCAGUGGGCCUGCAGGAGAAUCCAGGAGCUUCUGGAAAAACAUAAGAAUAUGGAAAGCAUGGUAGAGCUGCUUGAACUGUAUCAAAUGGAAGAUGAAGCCUGUAGUAGUCUUGUGGAAGCUACCAGGGAGCUGUACCAGUACUUAUUACAGCCAUUUCGAGAUAUGAGGGAACUUGCGAUGCUUAGAAGACAGCAGAUAAAGAUCUCUGUAGAGAAUGACUUUCUAGGCCCCAGAAGAAUUGAGAGUCUGCAAAAAGAAGAUGCUGAUUGGCAGAGAAAAGCCCACAUGGCUGUGCUUUCUAUUCAAGAUCUUACCGUUAAAUACUUUGAAAUAACAUCUAAAGCACAGAAAGCUGUGUAUGAUUGCAUGCGAGCAGACCAGAAAAAAUUUGGUAAGGCAGCAUGGGCAGCAGCAGUGGAACGUAUGGAAAAGCUUCAGUAUGAAGUUUCUAAGGAGACUUUGCAGUUGAUGCGUGCUAAAGAAAUCUGUUUAGAGCAGAAGAAACAUGCACUGAAGGAGGAGAUGCAGAGUCUGAAAGGUGGUACAGAAGCCAUAGUCCAUUUGGACCCGUUAGAAGCUGAUUAUUAUGAUAUACAGCUUCAGUUAUAUGAAGUGCAGUUUGAGAUCUUGAAAUGUGAAGAGCUGCUGGUGACAACACAACUUGAAAGCAUGAGAAGGCUGAUGUCAGAGAAGAGAGAUGAAGUAGUAUAUUAUGACACUUACGAAAGUAUGGAAGCCAUGCUUGAAAAAGAGGAUAUGGCAACAUCUGUAUACUUGCAAAAAGAGGAGUUGCAAAAGUUACAACAAAAAAUCUGCCAGCUGGAAGCAAGGCAUGGACGCAUUUCAGCCAAGAAAGCCUACCUCAGAAAUAAGAAGGAGAUCUGUAUUGCAAAGCAUAAUGAAAAGAGCCAGCAACAUCACCAGAGUGAGGAGGAAUACAAAAUGUACCAUACUGUUCAGAUAUGGUACCCUGGGCAAGUAAUGCUUAAAUCAACCAAACUACAACUGGCUCAUGCAAGAAGAAAAUGUGCUACCAGUUCAGUGUUCUGUGUAGAUCAGCCUUAUUCUUUGCCAGCAACCAUACAAACCCAAGAGAAAAGUGAAGAGGUGGAAUUGGAAAAUGCAGUUCAGCCUUUGCAAGUGCAGGAACCCACAAGCUUAGAACAACUUCAAGAUAUCUCAUUACUUCCCAAUGGCAUUACCUCUGAACUGCCUCAUGUCAGUAUUUCUCCACUCACCAGUAAUGAGUUUCAGCCAGAGACAGUUACCAUAGUACCACUUCCACCCCCUUUGCCUCCACCACCUCCACCUCUGCUUCCACCUUUGCCCUCCAAGGAAGAUGACACCAAAUCCUUAGAGAAAAGUGACAGCUUUGUUAAACAUCAGAGUGAGGAGAAGGGAGUCCAGCACUCUUCCAGUGUCCCAAUAGCGCAUCUGUUUGACAGCACUCAGCUAGUCAGUGCCAAGAAGAAGCUUAAGAAGACCAGUGAUCUAGAGGGUUUACACAGGAGGAGAGUGAGUUCCCCAAUGGAUGAAGUGGUGGCUUCCUUGAAGCAUGGCAGCUUUCACUUAAGAAAAGUUGAGCAGAGAAGUCUCCCUCCUUUUCCCAAUGAAGAUGAUAGCAAUAACAUCUUGGCACAGAUCAGGAGAGGGGUGAAACUGAAGAAAGUGCAGAAAGAUGUUUUGAGAGAAUCCUUUACAGUUCUUCCUAAUACUGACCCUCUGACAAGGAGCAUCCAUGAAGCAUUGCGAUGAAUUAAGGAAGCAUCACCUGAAUCAGAGGAUGAAGAGGAGAGUUUGCCUUGUGCAGACUGGGAAAAUUAACCUGUA